UUUUAGCUUGGGUUGCGUUAGUCUGUUUUCUUUCUCAUUAGUUACUGAGCUAAGCUAGGCUCCAGCUGCGGCGGUGCUAACGCUAGUAGUAGUACUUCAUUUCCAUUAAAUAUAAAGCGUAUUCGGCCCAUUUUAAAGCAAUUACUGAAACUAAUGUGUUUAAGUAUGUGGGAGUUAAAACUGGAGUUGUUUACUGGCUGUAACGAGCGGCUUUAUGUAGCCGGCUGAUGCUAAUUUAAUCGUCUUGACUUCAGCUAAAUUGAGUAGCUCAUGUCAUUUAUACACCUGGCUAAGAGUGGAAGAACAUCUGUCUGUCUGUCUGACAGCUAAAAUAUUAAUUCACGUUAGCUAAUUAUAAUACAGAAACACAAAGUAGUUGUUUGAGGUUUUUCUUCUUUAGCACACAGUGGGAAUGGUGGUGUUUCACUGAUGUUCUUCAGUGCAAAAGCCAGUGCAUUAGAUUAGACUCACAGAAGCAUGAGACUGAUGUGAAAUAAAUGCACUGCCAAUGUUUGUGUAUGAAACUCACCAGAUUUCUACAAGUAGUAGUGAGGAACGUCCAGGAUGAACCGUGCCUUUUCACCAUCGCUGGUUAGGCCGACCCUGCCUCUGAGAAGACCUGCAUCAAGUCCAGGUUUAGUGACCCCAGGCAGCCUGAGCCCUGUAAUUAACCACCAGGGCACCUGCGUACCCCAAGAACGGUCUCUGUUGACUGGCAGCUCAGACGCUCUCAAAGCUGAAGGGUGGAUGCCUGCGAGAGACAACAGUCCUAGAGCUGGACCCAUACCUGCUCCAGUAACAGUGAACCUGUGUAAUUACUGCAGUAAGCAAGGUAAUCUUAGGUGCACACGCUGCAAAAAGACUUGCUACUGCUCGGUAGCUUGUCAGACAGAGGACUGGAAGGCCCAUCGCCACAUUUGUAAACUGAGUGCUACUGAAAAUAGUGCAAGCAGUGAUAAACCAAAGGAGUCCCUGAUCCUACCUUGUGGAGAUGGAGCUAGUGUUUUAGAAUCCAAAGUGAAUAACAGUCAUGUGGUUGAAACAAAGAGAGUUUUCCUGCGAGAUUUACGCAAGAAUAACUUCUCCAAAGGAGAUGAAGUCCAAGGAUCUGUGGUGGAAAUGAGGACCCCUGGGAAGUUCUUCAUCCACAUCCAGUCGGUGGAGAUCUCUGAGAUCCUGAAGAACAUCACUCUGAAUCUACAGAAGACCUACAGUGGUUCACUUGCAUCUGCAUAUAAGCCUGAAAUUGGGGAAAUCUGUGCUGUGAAAUUCUCUUUUGAUCAGAAUUGGUAUCGAGGUGAAAUAGAGUCUGUUGAUUUGGAUCACCACACUGCCAAAGUGCUCUAUAUAGACUUUGGAAAUGAAGAGGAUGUCAAAUUUGACCAGACACGCCCCCUGUCAGCAAAUAUUGAUGCUGCACCACCAUGUGCUCUACAGUGUUGUAUUGCUGGAGUAACUGCAAUCACGAGCAGUUGGACAGGCGAAUGUUGUAUUGCGUUGAGGCAGCUGGUUGCUGGAAAAAGCCUGACUUUCACUGUGGUUGAUGUCCUGAACAGUAGCACUGUGCUUGCUGUAGAUGCGUCUUUGUCCACACUUGGUAAGAAUCUCAGUACGUUCCUAAUUGACCAGGGCUAUGCGUUGAAAGAGAACACUUCCACAAAGCCACAGAUCAAGCAAGAUAUCAAUUCUUUAAUGACUGCAUCAUUUGAAAACUUCAAGCGUUUGUCUGAUGGGAAAAACGAGAACACUGAGGCUCAGCCACCAGAGCCCUUGAGUCAAGGAGUGGGAGACACCUUCACAGCUAUAGUCACCCAUCUUCAGUCCCCUUCCGAGAUCAUCUGCCAAAAGCUAGAAAACGCCAGUGUUAUUCAGCAGUUACAAAAAAAUUUGAGAGACCACUGUACCAAGACUCAGGCCAGUGAGAACUUCCGACCUGCUCCUGGAACUGUCUGCUGUUCCCUUUUCUCAGAGGACAAUCAGUGGUAUAGGGCCAAAGUCUUGGCAUAUUCCUCUGAGGAUCGGGUGUGUGUGGGUUACAUAGACUUCGGGAACUCGGAAGAGGUGUCGUUGAAUCAGUUGCGUCCUAUCAGUAUGGAGCUGUUAGCUUUGGCUACUCAGGCAAUCCCAUGUGCCCUGGCAGGUAUUAAGCCCACUUCAGAUGUGUGGUCAGAAGAGACAGUUGUUACGCUGAAACAAUUGGUCUGUAACCGCUUCAUCCGUGUGGAGAUUCUUGGAGAGCAAGAUGGAACAGCAUUGGUCUCGAUGGUUGAUGAGUCCAGUGAUCCUCAGACUAAUGUAGCCGAGCUGCUCGUUGCUACAGGCCAUGCUACUGUAGGAAAUAUGGAAACGAAAAAAGAGGAAGCAUUUGAAAGCCCUGAUGGUCCUGUAGACAAAUUGGAGUGGUCUUGUGCAGAACUUCCCACCGAUGGCCAGAAGGUGGUGCUAGUGGUCAGUGUACUGGAAAAUCCUGGGCAAUUCUACUGCUAUAAUUACAAUGCAAAAGGCAUGCAGUCCCUGGCAGAGUUGUCCACUGCUCUAACGAAGCACUGUGAGGCUGAUGGGACUCCUUUCAACCCUACUGUUGGACAGCCCUGUUGUGCUCGCUUCAGUGAUGGUAGCUGGUAUAGAGGCACUGUGCAGAGUCUUGAGGGAGAUGGAAAUGCAAAAGUGUACUUUGUAGAUUAUGGAAACACUUGUAAAGUACAGGCAGCCCAUCUAAGAGCCAUCAAGCCUAGCCUCCUCAAACACCCUUUCCAGGCCAUAUGUUGUUGGCUUGCAGGACUUGAGCCUAUAGGGGCGGAGUGGAGUAAGGAGGCAGUGCAGAAGUUCCAGACUCUGUGUGUGGGGAAGCAGCUCAAUGGCAGAGUGCUAGCCGUCACUGAGAAGGGUUAUGGAGUGGAGCUGGAGUGUAGUGGCCAAAACAUUGCUGCUGUACUCGUUGCAGAACAGCUCGCCAAACCUUCAGGACAGGAGAACAAGCCUGAUUCACAAACAGCCACGUUCACUGAACAAGCAGAAGUAUCUCCUGCACCGAUGCCUGCUGAGAAUCACUCUCACACUGAGCAGCUAGCUAAAACCACUGGACAAAAACCUGCUGCAUCACAGUCCAGCACAUCAAGUGAAUCUGCUUCAUUUCCUCUGGAUUGGAAGACAGUGGAGUUGCCUCGCAGCGAGACUUUCCAGCCUCAGGUGGCAGCAGUGACCAACCCAAGUCUCUUCUAUGUGAUGAAUCCUAGAGAGGUGAACAUAGAGAAGUUGCAGAGUGUUAUGACGGAUGUGACGAGGUAUUGCAGCAAGCAGACCCUGCCCAACCAGAACAUGCCUUUACCUGGAGCAGCCUGCUGUGCUCAGUUCUCAGGUGACAAAAAUUGGUACAGAGCUGUUGUGUUGGAAGCUACAAGCACAUACGCGAAUGUGAUUUAUGCAGACUAUGGGAACAUGGAAAGGGUUCCUGUCUCUAGCCUCCUGCCCAUCCCGAAAGCACUUCUGCAGCACCCAUUUCAAAUAGCUAGAUGUGCUCUUUCAGGUAAAGAACACUUCCCAACUGUGUGGCCUCCUGAGAUCCUGGAGCUUUUUGGUAUACAGCUGAGUGGCAAAGUACUGGCCUCCGUAGAUAAUUUUGAUGGCACCUUUAACCUGCUAAAUGUUACCGAGCACUCAGCCCAAGGGGGCAGCAACAUCAACGCCAUCAUUUUAGGGGCACUAAAGAAGAAAUCUCCUGGCAAGCCUAGCACUAAAACGCUGACCCAAGACACACAGGCCCAGGGACAUGGGCAGACACAGGCUGCUAGUGCAUCCUCGGCUUCAGCUCAUAAUUUAUCUGCAGACGCUGCAAAGCCCAAACCUCAAAGUCACGAAAAAGAAAAUAUGAAGACAGCAAUGGCCAGCAUGGAAAAGGAGGACCCACAGGCCCCUCCAAAUUCAAAGGUUACCAGUAACGCAGCUCCGGCUUCGUGCUGUUGUGUGGUCCUUGAGCAGAAGAUUGCCCAAAUUGAGGAGUUGCUCCUUCUGCUUGUCAAGCAAAUCGGUGGAAGACAAAAGUAAUUCAUGUAAAUUAUGUUCCAGUUUUUCUAAACAGUUUGUCAUUUAUAGUUUGUUUAAAGCAAAAGUUGCUUACAAUUUCAUAAUUCCUUAUACUGUAUCUUAUUUAAAGUAGAGUAUUUUUACAUAAGUAUGCUUUACAUUAUAAAUGUAAAAUGAUCAAUGAGACACUCAGAAUAUUGGAGCCAUAUUUUGUGUUACUAAAAGCAGUUAGUAAAAGACAUUGUGUGAGAAUAGAGCAGAUUCAUUCUGUGUCGUGUUUCUCAUUUAUUUCUUUUGUUCUUUUUACUAUAAUAGUUUUGCCUAAUCAUAAGCAUUCUCAUUUCUAAAACAUUUGUUCACAAGGCUUGGCUUGUUGUGCUUUGUUACAGUUUUAAUAAAGUUAUUUGCAUUGUA
Molecule: messenger RNA, 4437 nt
Organism: Pangasianodon hypophthalmus (striped catfish)
Lineage: Eukaryota; Metazoa; Chordata; Actinopteri; Siluriformes; Pangasiidae
Gene: tdrd1
Product: tudor domain containing 1
Exons: 26
Coding region: 565-4044 (1159 amino acids)
Source: RefSeq, a predicted model, not a curated record